This is a messenger RNA of Eleginops maclovinus (Patagonian blennie), 3975 nucleotides long. RefSeq names its product regulator of G-protein signaling 21-like. The transcript is spliced from 4 exons. The coding region runs from base 3379 to 3843 and encodes 154 amino acids. NCBI's taxonomy places the organism in Eukaryota, Metazoa, Chordata, Actinopteri, Perciformes, Eleginopidae. The record is from RefSeq and is a predicted model, not a curated record.
AUGAGCUUCAAAUUUGGCUUUGAGCUUUGAGAAUUUGUACCAACUGUUUGUCUGGCACUAGUAUUUUGAGACUGUUGAACAUUUGAAAGGUUUUACUUCCCCUCCAGACUGCCUUGUUCUUCGGUAAUGACAGACUUUCUCUGAUCUUGCUGGGGCGAAAGAAUGUUGCUAAAAUAAAACUUGGAUGUGUUUUGUGGAUGGUUCUCUCUUGUCUGCAAGCUUGUGAGCAAGUGUUUCCGAUAGGACUCUUUUGAUCUCUGUGGUUAUUAUUGAAAGUUGCUGUGUUUCUGUGUUGCUCCGUGCCUCUCACAUGCCCCCAGCUCUCUUCUUUCCUUCCUUUCCUCUCUUAGAAAACAUGAAAAAGGUCCAAAGACGAGGGAGAAUUUUUUUAGCUCGAUGUGCUCUGUGCUCUAUGUGACGCAAUCUAAAAAAAAUACAUUGCUACAACGGGAUAUAGCCUUUUUUUUCUGAUGCCUUGUCCCUUACUUCUGAGGGACUUUUUGAUAACACAUCUCUCAGCUCACAGCUACACUGUUAAAGCUGUCAAAACUCUGGGGCAUGUUCAUACAACUUUACUGGAUGAACAACUUUGAAGCAAAAGAAAUGGUCUAAUCAAGGCCAACGUCAUACCUUAAAGGAAUUCAGCCAUUAAGGAGGACAGUAUUCGGGCAACUGAUCUAUUGCUCCAUUCUAGACAACUCGGAGGUCAGCAUCCAAAAUACCACACCCGACUGUGACAAACCGAGGUCUUUGACAAGUGUAUACUCAAUUGAACUGUCAUUAUCGCAGCCUACACAAGUUUUAUUUAUUGUUUUAACGUCUUCCCAAGUAACCUUUUUCAAAUAAUAUUGGCAUUGUGUUUAUUACUUUACUGAGUAUACAGACAAAUUCACUUGCAUUGCCAACCUUAGCUUUCUGUGGUGUUCGAUGUCUGACAACUGCUUUUUCAGAGUCAGGGUGGAUGGAUUUACCCAGAAUUUACAAUUAAUUACUUUGACAGUAAGUGGCAUUCAAUUGCUUUCUCCAAGUGAUUUGUAAUGUAGCAUUAAUCCGUUCAAAUUCAAGGAUCUAGAAACAUUAAGAACGCAGCUUCUUUAGCUUUGAACAAUAUUUAAAAUGGGUUGCUCAGUUCGGGGAAAAAAGGUUGGUAGGAAACCUACAUCUAUAGACAUGCAAUUGUGAUUGUGUUUUGUAUAUUCAUCUUUUAAAAUGUUACCAAUUACAUAUGCAUCUAUUGAAAUCAUACCAAUGUAUGCUUUGCUAGUUAUCUGUAGCCCUCCAUACUGGUGUGAGGCUCUCCUGAACACCCCCCAUCAGUGGCAUUGUUCUGCUUCAGUUAAAAGGAACAUUUAACAACUGUUUAUAACAUAAACCACAUGAAGCACAUUGAUUUAAAAAAAAUGUAAUUGAUUUAAAAUCUCUCUCUCUCUCACACACACACACACACACACACACACACACACACACACACACACACACACACACACACACACACACACACACACACACACACACACACACACACACACACACACACACACACACAGCUAGAAACAGUGGCUUGUCAGUAUGUCUUAUUGCUUAUCUGUAUCUUUUUUUCGAGGACAUUUCCAAACACCUUGUCACAGACAAACCCGACUGAAUGAGCAACAGAAUAAGACAGACUGUGAUGGAAAAGUAGCUGUCACUAUAUCCCUGCAAACUCUGCCAAUAUUUUUUUUUUUAUCAUUAAGCCAUCAGCUCUAGUAAGUAAUGCUUAGUUUGUUGGACACCUGUCACAGCUAGAACUGUGUGACACUCGGCACUCUUUGUCUGAUGGGUCAUGCAGCUGCACUGUGGUCCCUGAAGCAGUGUUAUACCGCCUCUAUCAUAUAUCAUGUCUAUACGGCUUGUGUGACUCCAUGAUUGUUUUUCCGCACAAUAUCUGCCAUACAACAAGUUCAUUAUUUAGCAGCUCCUACUAUGUGGUUGGCAUAAAAUGCACUGGUUUAAAGUAUUUAUCUGUUCACCAUCGCUCUCUAAAUAUAGAAGCUUUUGUAUCUGGGCUCUGAUGUGAAUAUGACAUAUUCUUUAGUCCUUAUCCCAUCCACAAAUCAGAUUAUGAGAACAACUCUUCCACAUCCAUUUCAGCCUGCAAGUCUGUCAGUGCAGACACUAGUUUGUUAUUUAUUUGCUCCAAUACAGCAUGUUCACUUGCUGUAAUUCUUUGUAUUACAUUCACUGCUUUGACUUAUUCUUGUCUGAUUCUCUGCUUCUGCUGCAACAAGCCAGUUUCCCCAAAGGGAUCGUUAAAUUCUCAUCUAAUUUAGGAUUUACGAACAAGUAAACUAAUGACAAGGGAAUACUGAUAUUUUGGCUGUUAGCGGCUGCUAUGCUCAAAUAAAUCAAAGUUAUUGCAGACAAGCUACAAUUAAACUAACAGAAACAGGAAUUUAGUGAACUCAAUCCCCUCAGUGGUUUAAGUGAUUCCCACAGAAUAUUAUAACAAUAUUAUUGUAUUAUACCAUCAAGGUAGACAAUAAUAUGCCUACAGAAACAAAGAAGCAUUUGUAAUUUAAGCCUGGUGUGUGAUUAUGGCAAAUAACUACUCACUAUUCACUCAUUUGCUAAUUUGCUAACUAUGAAGUUCUUAACUUUAAUUUAGAUAUGUUGGCAUUUAUUAGACCACUACAUUUAUUAAUUAUCACUUUGAAGAUACCAAACUAGGAUUACCUUGUAAAAUAUAAUGUUCUAUUGCAGAUUAAGCUAUUUAACAUAUCAAGUGCUUGAACAUGUGCUUAACCUUAAUCAAGAACAACAUUAAAUGUUGCUUAAGUGUCAUUCAUGAUAUUAAUAAAAGCUAAAUUAUAUAUAACGUGAUAAUAAAGCACACAGAGUAUUGUUAUUUAGGAGUUAAUAAGGUAAAUGAUGUAAAAAUGUACUUUGUUUUAUUUGUGACUCAACAUUUUGUACAUGGUGGUCAGCAUUUUUUACAUGGCAGUAUGUAUUCUGGUUAGACCCUUAUUUGUUUAUUUCUGGCCACUUGGAGGCAAUGAAACAAGCUAUAAACAUAAUGUGGACAUGUCCUUCCCUUCCAGAUCUUGGUCACCAUUGGCUGACAAUGAUUAGCCCCUGAGGACAAGGGGAAAUGUAUCCAGUAACAAAUGAUUGAGCUGUCCUGCUGUUUGUCAGCUAACUUGUCACCAAAACUGUUAUUGUCAAUGUAGAGGAUUAAUUAAUGAACUGUUUUACCACACAUCAUUUUGAAUGCAUAUUUAAUUGCUAUGUCUAUCUUCUAUUUUCAUGGAACUUUGACCCGGAGAAAGCCCUCUACAAGUGAACAAAUCUGACUGAUCUGAUACCUGGUAAUCAAAUAAGGAGCCACAAUGGUUCCUGUUGAUGAUGCUGUGGCAUGGGGAGAGUCACUCGACCAUCUCCUGGAGUGUCAAAUGUUUGUGCUUCUCCUCUGCAGCAGGCCGGCUGGUGUUCGAGGACUUCUUGAGGACAGAGUACAGCGAGGAGAACAUUUUAUUUUGGCUGGCUUGUGAGGAUUACAGGAAAACAACCAGUCAGACAGAAGUGAUGACUGCUGCCAAAAGGAUCUAUGCAGAGUUUGUCCAAGUUGAUGCGCCUAGACAGAUAAACAUUGACUGUGUGACCAGAGAAGAAAUCAGUCAAAACCUCACCCAGCCGUGGCCAAAUUGCUUCGACAGGGCGCAGAGACUGAUAUACGGUCUGAUGGGAAACGACUGUUAUCCUCGAUUUCUGAAAUCAGAAAUAUACCAAGCUCUCCUGGAACAGGCUGAACAGCUAAGAAAGGAACGUGAGGCUAAAAGCUCGGCAGACGCCUCUCCGAAUGAUUGAUUCUGCUCUUCAGCCAACGUGUCUGUCAGAGGAAACAGAAGUGAAAGCUGAUGCAGAGCUGACGAUAUGACUACUGACAGGAUCUAAAAGCCAAACAUAAUGUAAAUAAUGUAAUAAACAGCUCUGAAGUCA